UUACUUUUCUAAAUCAUUUCGUGAAUUAUUUCGAAUGAAGACCAAAAGUACUUAGAUUAAAAUUGCAUACUAAUAUGAAACGUCUAGUUAUACAGUACAGUUUGAAGAUGGCACUGCUACUAGAGAUACAACUUUUAUCUUGCUGUAGUUUUGAUUAUUUUAGUAGAUAAGAGUAGGUUACGCUGAACGACAGAGGGGUCUGUGGAACGUACAUAGAAAAAACGUCUUUUCAAGGGCAGUUGUAGUUCGAGAACUCGCUUCUGAGUAACCUAUAAUAGACAGUAUAAUUCCUGUACCACUUCACACUUGAACGAGAAAUCCAUAAGAUCAGGCCUAGGUAUUUUAGGUUCUGGCCCACAGAGGGCGUAUUGGACCAACGAAUUGUUUUCCUCUAACACGAGAUGUGUAGACUACAGUGAGGAAUUCUGAACACUCGGCACAAUAAAGCAGGUGAACUUUGAACCAACUUGGCGUAAGGACACUUACCUAAAGGGUCAUUUCAGUUAACAGCUCAUCAUACGGAACAUUAUUUAAAGGUAACCCUAAUUCCAGAGAUUUCGCUAACCAUGUCGAAUCCAGAGGGCUUUCAUAUCAACACACCACUUCUUGAGAGUAUGACCAUGUCUAAACGGGCGGGGACCACUGUGCUUUUGAAAAUGGAAAGUUCACAACCCUCCGGCUCCUUUAAAAUCCGCGGUAUCGGACACCUGUGCCAAAAGGUCACCCAGUCGGGAUCUAAAGGAGUUGUUUGUGCUUCAGGUGGAAAUGCUGGCAUGGCUACAGCCUAUGCAGCACGUAAACUUGGCAUCCCAGCAACCAUUGUUAUACCGACAUCAUCACCAGAGAUUGUGGUUCAGAAAUUGAAGGAUCAGGGGGCAGUAGUGAAAAUAGUGGGCAAGGUUUGGGAUGAUGCGAAUGCUGAGGCUUUGCGUCUAGUUGAAUCUGAGAGUCUGACAUUCGUGCCUCCGUUUGACCACCCCCUGCUCUGGCAAGGUCAUGCAAGUAUAGUGCAGGAGUUAAAGGCCUCCCUACCAGAGAAGCCUGGGGCUAUAGUUUUGUCUGUAGGAGGAGGAGGCCUGUUGUGCGGGGUGGUGGAGGGCCUGAAAGAGGUGGGGUGGGAGAAUGUGCCGGUGCUCUGUAUGGAGACUGUAGGAGCAGACUGCUUCAAUGCUGCUAUCAAGGCUGGGAAGCUGGUCACUCUGCCUGACAUCACAAGCGAAGCUAAAUGUUUGGGCGCUAAGACAGUGUGCAGGCAGGCGUUCGACUACAGCGAGGAGGCCAGGCUGAUCUCUGAGGUGGUGACGGACCUGGAAGCACUGGAGGCAGUGGAACUGUUCUUGGAUGAGGAGCGUGUGUUAGUGGAGAUGGCGUGUGGAGCUGCCCUGGCUGCAGUGUACAGCGGUCUGAUACAGAGGCUCCAGGGGGAGGGCAGGCUGCCCCGUCCGCUCGGCCCGCUGGUGGUGAUCGUCUGCGGGGGCAGCAGCGUUGACAUGGCCCAGCUCACGCACCUGAAGACUGUGCUGCGCCGCUGAGGGGCUCACGCCAGACAUGCCGGACCCCCAUCUGAGCCGAAACACAUUUAUCUUGGUCUCAUCUGACUAGAGAAUGUGCUUCCAAUGUUCAUCAGGCUUCUUGUCAUGUUCUUUAGCGAAGUUUAACCUAGGGGUUUUGUGUAGAAGAGCAGCGUGGCUCAGAUGGGGUCCAGCAGGGCGUAACUCUGGCCAGGAGCACCACAGGGAAGUCCCAACAGGGAAGCGCGGAGGUGGGAGUGUGAUGAUGUGGGGCUGCAUGAGUGUUGGGGAGAUAACUUUUAAUGAUGGCACCAUGAAUGUCUGUGGAUAUGCCAAAAUACUGGCUGACAAGAUGUUUCCCAGUCUCCAGAAGCUUGGCAUAAGAGGAAUAUUCCAACAUGAGAACGAAUCAAAGUACACUGUCAAAAUCACGCAAAAGUUUCUAAAGAAGAAAAAAGUAAAAACUAAGUAUGUCGCCUAACUUCAAUUCCAAUAGAACACCUUUGGGGUGUUUUAAAGAGAAAGGUAGAGCAAUACAGCAAAUAUCUGACGAAUGGCAGAAUAUCUCUCCAGAAAUGUGUGUAUCACUGGUAUCCUUAAUGCCAAGGAUGAUUGAAAAUAAUACAAAGUAUCGAAAAAAUAAAUGAUUUGAACCUCAGUAAUGAAAGGUGUAUUGACUUUGUUGCAUUGAGUUCCUACUGUUGAUACCCUACUGUUCAACUUAGAAGUAAUGCAAUUACUGUAAGGUAAUACAAUUUUGAAUCAUUUGCCAUUUUAGACUGAGACUUUAUGAACAUAAUCUUAGUUUUUGGUAUUUGGUAUUAUUUUUAUUUUUGAUGGUAAUAAUUGAUGGUUAUACUUUAAAACGAUACUCUGAAAUUUUAUGAAUUUAAUUUCAUUAUACUUUUAACCUAAUUUUCUCAUUGUUGUUUUUACCUCUCUAAUGUUUUGUAAGUCAUUUAGGACAAAAGUUUCCACUAGGUACCUUAACCAUAACAUUGAAGUGAUAUUGCACAGGGGUGUACUGACUUUAGUUAGUAGACAUAGCCAAUAUCCCGGUAAACCCCACACAGUCCUUUUGGAGUUGAGCUCAGGUGGCACCACCGUCAUACUUUAAAGUUCUUGUGACCUCUACUAUCUGCAAACAUUUCUCAAACAGCAUUAAAACGGUGAGAGACAGAACUCAAACCGACUUGUCCUUAAAUGAGCACUCGCCUUUUAAUCUGUUCAGCAGACAGGUUGUGUAAUACAAAAUUGUAAUUGACCAAAGUGGAUAGCUGAAAAUGAAAUAGAAAAUAGAAAAUGGACCGAUUAAAGGAUUUUAAAGUAGUCUUUGUUCAGAGUCUGUUCUGAGGGAGGUUCACCCUCACGCACAGUAAAAAAGCAUGCCAUCAGAUCAUGACAUGACUCAACACUGACAAAAAGAUGCCUUGAAUUUACUCAGGUGGAAUGUGUACAUCAGUUGCACAUGAAUAAAAUGUGAUCAACCAA
Clupea harengus (Atlantic herring) is the source of this 3002-nucleotide messenger RNA. RefSeq names its product serine dehydratase-like (gene sdsl). NCBI's taxonomy places the organism in Eukaryota, Metazoa, Chordata, Actinopteri, Clupeiformes, Clupeidae. The transcript has 8 exons. Bases 567 to 1532 code for a protein of 321 amino acids. Gene Ontology annotation, biological process: L-serine catabolic process; L-threonine catabolic process. Gene Ontology annotation, molecular function: L-serine ammonia-lyase activity; threonine deaminase activity; pyridoxal phosphate binding. The record is from RefSeq and is a predicted model, not a curated record.